CAAGAAAUGUUGCUAAUAUUGUUCUCUAAUUUGGAAUGAACACAUCUGUACUUUGGAUGCAAUAUCUACAGGUAGAGGGGACAUAUAAAUGAGGGAGGGGAUGCCUCAAUUUGCGUUGCCUCUGCACAAGGAUUUAGUUUAUUUAGAUAUCACCAAUUCCUCUGGGCUGGAGUAGUAGAGAUUAGACAUGGAUGAAGGAGAACACAAGUGGAUGCGGUCUUCUUUGUGGAUGGCCAGAGGCCCAGUUCUUCUUCAGAAACAUGAGCAAUGCGGCAUUUGGAGAUGACAACUAAAAGGAAAAUUAUUGGCCGCCUGGUGCCAUGCCGAUGUUUUCGAGGGGAAGAAGAAAUAAUCUCAGUGCUUGAUUACUCCCACUGCAGCCUUCAGCAAGUGCCAAAGGAGGUAUUUAACUUUGAACGGACAUUAGAGGAGCUUUAUCUGGAUGCCAAUCAAAUUGAAGAACUUCCUAAGCAAUUAUUCAACUGUCAAGCUCUACGUAAACUGAGUAUCCCAGAUAAUGACCUUUCAAGCCUGCCAACCAGCAUUGCCAGUUUAGUUAAUCUCAAAGAACUUGACAUAAGUAAAAAUGGGAUUCAAGAUUUUCCAGAAAAUAUAAAGUGCUGUAAGUGUUUAACAAUAAUUGAAGCAAGUGUCAAUCCUAUUUCUAAGCUCCCAGAUGGUUUCACACAGCUUUUAAAUUUGGCCCAGCUAUAUCUAAAUGAUGCCUUUCUGGAAUUUCUUCCAGCUAACUUUGGAAGACUUGUUAAAUUACGAAUAUUGGAAUUACGAGAGAAUCACUUGAAAACGCUGCCAAAGUCAAUGCACAAACUGACCCAACUGGAGAGGCUUGACCUGGGUAAUAAUGAAUUUUCUGAGCUGCCUGAAGUUCUGGAACAAAUACAAAACCUAAAAGAAUUAUGGAUGGACAACAAUUCACUUCAAACAUUACCUGGGUCUAUAGGACGAUUAAAACAACUGAUAUACUUGGAUAUGUCAAAAAAUAGGAUAGAAAGUAUAGAUCUGGACAUAUCAGGAUGUGAAGCCCUUGAAGAUCUACUAUUGUCAUCAAAUAUGCUACAACAACUGCCAGAUUCUAUAGGGCUCUUGAAAAGACUUACCACUUUGAAAGUAGAUGACAAUCAACUUACAGUUCUGCCCAAUGCUAUCGGAAAUUUAUCUUUAUUAGAAGAAUUUGACUGCAGCUGUAAUGAACUGGAGUCUCUACCUCCCACCACUGGCUAUCUACACAGUCUCCGAACUUUAGCUGUAGAUGAAAACUUCCUGAGUGAACUUCCCAGAGAAAUUGGCAGCUGCAAAAAUGUAACCGUCAUGUCCCUCCGUUCAAACAAACUGGAAUUUCUUCCCGAUGAAAUUGGUCAAAUGCAGAAACUCCGUGUCUUAAAUUUGAGUGACAACAGGUUAAAAAAUUUACCCAUCACUUUUACAAAGCUUAAAGAACUUGCAGCAUUGUGGCUUUCAGACAACCAGUCUAAGGCUCUGAUUCCUCUUCAAACUGAAGCGCAUCCAGAAACAAAGCAAAGAGUAUUAACUAACUACAUGUUUCCUCAGCAACCUCGUGGUGAUGAAGAUUUCCAGUCUGAUAGUGAUAGUUUUAAUCCUACUCUGUGGGAGGAACAGCGGCAGCAACGUAUGACAGUGGCCUUUGAGUUUGAGGAAAAAAAGGAAGAAGAGGAAAAUGCAGGAAAAGUUAAGGAAUAUUGCACUUUGGAAGGUUUUUAUCCCCAGCGGCAUGCUACUUCUGAGGUUGAAAUAAAUUUAAAGCGUUAUCCAACUCCAUAUCCAGAAGAUUUAAAGAACAUGGUGAAAUCUGUUCAAAAUCUGGUGGGCAAAUCUACCCAUGGAGUGAGGCCUGAGAAUUCAGCACCAUCUGCCAGUGCAGAACAAGUUGUGAAAGACAAAUUUGAGCACAAGUGGCCCAUGGCAACAAAAGAGCUGUCAGAGGAUUCUUUUGUACACCCAGUGAAUGACAUGAGGAUAGGAGAACUUCGCCCCUCAAUGACUGAUGCACCAUUAUAUCAACCAAAACUUGUUCUCUUAGGAAAAGAAAAAAAAGAAUCAACUGAUGAGUCUGAAGCCGAUAAAGUUCACUGCAUGAAUAACAGUGUUUCUUCAGGCACCUACUCAGACUACUCUCCAUCACAAGCUUCUUCCGGGUCUUCUAAUGCUCAUGUUAAAAUAGGAUCUUUGCAGACUACAGCUAAAGAUGCAGUGAAUAAUUCAUUGUGGGGUAACAGACUUGUCCAAUCUUUCCCACAACCCCUUGAGACCAAGCCAUUACUCAGUCAACGGGAAUCUGCUCCAGCAGGAAAUUUACAGCAACACAAUGAUAGGCGUCCAAUGAGUGAUGCCUUUGCUGACAGUUGGAAUGACAGCUCUCACUAUGAUAACACAGGAUUUGUGGCAGAGGAGAACACAGUGGAGAAUCCUAGCACUAAUCCUCUCUUAAGCUCCAAAUCAAGAAGCACAUCUGCUCAUGGACGCAGGCCUUUAAUUAGGCAAGACAGGAUAGUUGGUAUUCCCCUAGAACUUGAGCAACCCACUAUCCGAAAUACCCCUGAAUCAGAAGUGCCUCCAUCAAACCCUUGGCAGAACUGGACAAGAACACCCAGCCCCUUUGAAGAUAGGACAGCUUUUCCUUCUAAGCUGGAGAUCACCCCUAAUAGCAGCCCUUUACCUGAAAGGAAAGACCUUGUUAAAGACUCUCCUGAAAUAUCUAGUACUUUUUCUCCAGGUGCACCAUGGGAAUAUCAUGAUUCCAAUACUAACAGAAGUCUCAGCAAUGUCUUUUCACACAUUCACUGUCGCCCAGAGCUUUCUAAAAAUAUUAUUUCCAUCAGCAAAAGUACAGAGCGGCUUUCUCCAAUGAUGAGAGAUUUAAAAACAAGCCGGUUUAAGAAAUCACAAAGUAUAGAUGAGAUAGAUAUUGGUGCAUAUAAAGUUUAUAACAUACCAUUAGAGAACUAUGCAGCUACUACUGAUAACGCAGGGAUACAUGACAGACAAGAUAAGAUGUUGGGGCCAGAACAUGGAAUGUCUAGUAUGUCCCGUAGCCAGUCUGUGCCAAUGCUUGAUGAUGAACUUCUGACUUACGGAAGUGUAAAGGUCCAACAGCAAAAGCCCUCUGUGACUAAAAAAGUAUACCAGUUUGACCAAAGUUUUAAUCCUCAAGGAUCGGUAGAAGUGAAAGCUGAAAAAAGACUACCGCCCCCUUUCCAACAUACUCCAGAAUACAUUCCCCAACAGACGAAAAAUGUCUCUAAGGAUUUGGUUAGUCCCAGAGCCUACCGAGGAUAUCCACCCAUGGAACACAUGUUUUCCUUCUCACAGCCUUCUGUUAAUGAAGAGACUGUCAAUACUCAGUUGACAAGUCAGGGAUCAAGGGCUGGAUUUUUAAGAAGAGCAGAUUCAUUGGCCAGCUCCACUGAAAUGUCCAUGUAUAGAAGAGUCAGUGAACCUCAUGAAAUGCCUCAAAGCGAUAGGUAUAACAGACAUCAGUAUAGAGGAGCUGUGGAACGCCAAAGCAGCAUUUCAGUAUCUGAAUCCCAGUUCCUCAAAAGAAAUGGCAGGUAUGAAGAUGAACACCCUUCAUAUCAAGAAGUGAAAACCCAGUCUGGAAGCUUCCCUGUUAAAAACCUAACGCAAAGGAGGCCUUUGUCUGCAAGGAGCUACAGUACAGAGAGUUAUGGUACCUCCCAAACCAGGCCAGUUUCAGCUAGGCCGACAAUGGCGGCUCUGUUGGAAAAAAUACCGUCUGACUAUAACUUGAGUAACUAUGGUGAGAAGCCGUCAGAUAAUCCUGAUUUAAAGACAAGGCCUACUCCUGUGAAGGGCAAUGAGAGUAAAAUGCCUGCUGACUGGAGACAACAGCUACUUAGACAUAUAGAAGCUAGAAGGUUAGACAGGACUGCUGCUUAUAAACACAACACUGUUAACCUUGGCAUGCUGCGCUCUGGAGGUUUGUCAGCAAUGCAUGCGGGCAGAAGCAUGACAUUAAACUUGCAGACUAAAUCUAAAUUUGAAAACCAAAUGCAUCAAGAGCUACCUCUACCGAAAACCCCAUCACAACAAAGCAGCAUUUUAGACAAUGGACAGGAAGAUAUUUCUUCUGGCAACCAAUGGAAUCCAUAUCCACUUGGAAGGCGAGAUGUACCACCAGAAACUGUUGCUAAAAAGGCAGGUAGCCAUAUUCAGACUUUGAUGGGAUCACAAAGUCUUCAGCAUCGUAGUCGAGAGCAGCCAUAUGAGGGCAACAUGAACAAAGUAACAAUCCAGCAGUAUCAGCCACCGUUGCCAAUACAGAUCCCAUCUCAGAGCUCUCGGGCACCACAAGCAGGAAGGUGUCUCAUCCAAACUAAAGGACAGAGGAGUAUGGAUGGUUAUCCAGAACAGUUUUGUGUAAGGAUAGAGAAGAAUCCAGGACUUGGAUUUAGUAUCAGUGGAGGAAUAAGUGGCCAAGGAAAUCCAUUCAAACCGUCUGAUAAGGGUAUCUUUGUUACUAGGGUUCAGCCUGAUGGACCUGCAUCCAACCUGCUUCAGCCUGGUGAUAAGAUUAUUCAGGCAAAUGGACACAGUUUUGUACAUAUGGAACAUGAAAAAGCUGUAUUACUUCUGAAGAGUUUCCAGAAUACAGUAGACCUAGUUAUUCAACGUGAGCUCACUGUCUAAAUAUUUUUUUAUAAAUAAUAAAAUAUGCCUAACAUUUUUUGCCAAUUGCUGGACCAAUGGCAAAUAUAGUGCCAAAUGUAUAAUAUUAUAUGUUAGUAAUGAUUACCCUGGGGAAAAAUAACUAUAUAAAUAUAACUUCCAAGUGAUUAUGUAUUAUUUUUCUUUGUAAGUCUAUGGCUAUGCAUUGGUACCAGCUUAUUUUUAAAAUAUUCUUUUUAAUUGUUUCUAGAUGUCUUUAUUUCAGGACACAGAAACACACACAAGUUCUUUACAAAUCUUAGUCUCCAUCAAAAUUACUGCCUCACAAUUGUUUAUGUUUUUAAAAAGAAAAUUAUAUAAAGUUAUAAUUCCCAUAAAGUAUUUCUAUCUCACAUAAGAUAUAAAUUAUUUAUAAAGAAUAUUUUAGUAGUUCUAUAUUCAGUAACAUGAGAAUUGAACAUAAUGGGAUUCACUUCUGUAGAAAUAGGUCUAGAGUUGUACUGCAGACCUGUUAGCUUUUUCAUUUUCCCCUUUUUUUACAAUGUAAAUACAUAUAUAUCUUUUAAGAGUGCAAUAUCCAAUUUAAAAUAACAUUAAAUUUAUUUGGGAGGGUAAUGGGAGUCUACAUUGGCAAAACCAGGCUUUUCUCUGCUCACAAUUAAUUAUUUAAAAAAACAUAUAUUCCUUUCCAAGAUUUACCUCAAAGAAGCUUAGAAUAUAAAUCACAAAAAUAGUAACAGUAAAAGAUGUUUAGUAGGGAUACUGAAUCAACCUUGUUGAUGGUUUGCAGAUGGUUACAACUUCCAUAACCUCCAAGCAUCCCAACCUCUGUUUAUGCUGGCAGUUCGGGCUAUAUGUUUAGAAGACACUAAAUUAGACAAGCUGGUGUAAGCUUCUGAGGAUUGUAGUCCACCAUCAUUAGAUGAAUGAAAUGUUACUUUGAGUUACCAGAACAUUCAGAUAUGGGCAGGCUUAGAAUGUUACCAUUCUGAACACAAUGAUAGGAAGGAAAGGAAAUACAAGUAUUUUGUUGCCCCUCACAUAGUCUGAGAAAGAAUGUAAUUGAAUAUUCUUGUAACUCAAAUGUCAGGCAUCUGAAAACUGCCAAGAGUCUUUUGACUGCUGUGAAGUAGAAAUUGCAUAAAUGCAUAAAUGUGCCACCAUACAUCCAAUCUUUACCAGCCAAAGGACUUUGAAAACAAGCCCAACUUUGGAAUUCGGGAGUUAAAAUUUUUGCCAUAGAUUGAUUAGCCCGAGAGUCCAAUAUUUUUCUAAAUAAGGAGAGGAAAGAUCAAGAAAACUUUCAUUUUUUCACAAUUUGUGUGUGACCAUAAAGUAAGCUGUUUCUUGAAUUUUGAAUACCAUGCUGCUAUGAACAAUGUCUCCGCUUUGUCUGUAAUAUUAUUCCCUUUGGUAUCCUGGACUCCAAACAAUUAGAUGAUCACUUGCAUUACCAACUUUGUGCAUUGUUUCUAGAGUCAAAUUAGUCUUAACUGCUGGAAAAUUGGUGUAAAAAACUUCUGUGCAGAAAAAUGUCCAUACCAAAAAUUUGUUAAACAGGAAAGAUAUCCCAUAAUGUGCACAUUAGCACAAUGUGCAAAUAAAGGGGUGGCUUUAAUAAUAUUAAAUACUCGGGGAGGGGGAUGUGCUUCCAGUUUGACUUAGAACUGAGGACGUAGUAAAUAGAAAUUUACAGAUUAAUCCAUAAAAUAUUCUAUAGACUAAUGGCAAUGUUUAGUUGUUUUAAAAAUUAGUGCUUGUCUAGAUGAGAUUUAACUUUAUUGUUCAAAAAUAUUACUCCAGGUUGUGGGUGAGAAGGAAAUUUCUUUGAUUCCAAAGAUAGAUACUCUAUAGUUUAAAUAAGAGGCCUUGGUUUGGAAUUAUUCAUUCCUAACAAAAAUAACUGGUUAUCUCAACCUGAGUAGAAAAUUAAUUAUGUAACAAGUUGAUACUUAUUAACACUUUCUCCCUAACCCUUUAUAAAAACCUUGUACAAAAUUAAUAUUUUAUCCUCCUAGCGAUAAAAAAACAUUUAAAUAAUUCACAAUAUAAAUUAGAGCUCUGCUAAAUUUUAAAGGAAAAAAAAUGCUUUGUAGGAAUGCAAAGAUCCUUUGCUUCUACAUUUUAGUCAUGAUUUUGUUCUGCUAUUCUUUUAAAAAAAGCCCUUCUUUUCAUCUUAAUUACUGAAAUCAUCUCAACCAAUCUUAAAUCAUAUAGAUUUGAUUAGAUUAUGACAUCAGUAAGGAAAAUGAGACUGCUUUGCUUUUUCUCUAAAAUGCCAAUAUAAAUUAAUUAUCAAAAUCAGCAUUGGGAUGUGUAUUACACUACACUUCUUCUUAAAAGUACAAUUGCACCUUGGCAACAUGUAGUUUGGAAAAGUGCAGUCGGAUGUAUGUCCUAAUUAGCAUUGGUUGUUUUGAUCCUUUUUUUAAAAAAAAAUGGUAUCACAAAGCAGUGAACACAGCAUUUCCAAGUCAAGUACUGGCUUAAUUGCCAUACAUGGACAGCUUUCCCCCAACAGAAUAAUGUUUAUGCUAUUUAGGGGCCUUUAAGGAAUCUACCUUUUUGAAGGGCAUGAAAUCAUUAAGAAAACGUAAUUCCCUCCUUCUUCUCAGGGUUAGUGCGAGUAUAAAGCCAAUUCAUGUUUUCUCUACUAUCACAUUCCAUCACGUCCUAGUAGUCCUUCUGAAGUUAACUAUAGCUAGCUGAAGUUCCCAUCUUGCAACCAUCCAGUUAGGGAAUGCAGAGGUUGGGAGACCAAGAAACACACCCGAGGACAAUGGCAGAUGUCUUCAGCCAAAGUACAUCACAUCCAGCUGAGUUCUAAACAUCCAUGUCAGAAAAGGGAGCUUAGUUGGGAAGAAGAGUUAAAUAUGGAAAUCUUUCUCUCUUCCCGUCCCCUUAAAUUUAUAGAGCAUCGGAUAAGGAAUAACGUGAUCUUAAGCUGUUAGAUCAGCACCAGAAGACCCAGAUUCAAGUCUAUCUUUAAUCGUGGAAGCUGAUCGGGUGGCUUUCAGACAGUCGUUCUCAGCCCAACCCACUUAACGGGGUUGUUGCUGUGGGAGAAAACGUACCCUGCUUUGAGCUCCUGAAUGAAAGGCGGUGAUAAAUAAAAUAUAGUGCUCCACACAAUAUAUAACAUUUAUUCAAUUUGUGAAGGACUGCACGUGUGUCACUAAUCCCACCAUGGUCUUUAGACAGUUCUGAAAAACCCAGAGCAGAGACUAUAUAGCUAAAAUCUCCCUUCCCGUUUCCAAACAGGUAAUCCGAGCAAAUCUAUUCAGUCAUCUUUGGCAAGGCUUUUUAAAGGCUCCUGCGAAUUCCAAAGCAGAAGCUGAAGCUGAACUGCUCCGUUCAGCUCCUACUUCUCAUUCAAAUUGGGUUUUGCUGCAUUUGUUUCCAUGGUGACAGUUGUACUAGCCAACCCUGACUAUAUACAAAGGCACUCUGCCCAAACAUGCCUUAAAGCGUGAUUAAAAGAACCAGGAGAAACGGACAGCUCUGGGUUUUUUGGCUUCCAUUCAGCAGAGCAGCUGUUUAUUGACACACACACAGACACACACAUACCGGAGAAAUAGGACUUUGCUGUGAGGAGAGCAAAUGGAUUUGCAUCUGUUCCUGCAGCUAGGCCAAUUUGCCUAUAACAGACCUUCUACAGAACGAUUUUAGCAAGCUUUUGCUCUCAGAACCCUUCUUACGGAUUUUCUUCCCAGGACUAUUUAUAGAAAGUAAUGUAAAAAGCAAUCUAGUUAAUAAGAUGCCAUAUGGAAUCAUUUUAGGAGGUACAAUAAAUUUUUAAACAUCACCUUGUAAGUACCACGUGGCAUCAUUUUGAUAGGUAUGACAUUUUUUAAAAAAAUCAAUUAAAAUAAGUGCAAGGAACUAUCUAGGCAGCCAUUUUUAAAGUUACCUUUCAUACAAGCGCUUCUUUAAAAAUUACAACUGGUUAAAAUUAGACUUCUGUUCUUCUCAUACAAAUGAUGUAAAGUUUUUAAUUCAUGUGUAAAUAUUAGUAUGAGAUACAAUUAACUAUUAAUCAGGAAGGCACAUUAGGACAAUGGUUAGGAAAGUGAACUGUUUUGCUGUUGUGAAUUCUAUUUUGCCCUUGCUGCCAAUGGUGAGUACCAUUUAAAAUCUCUCACAAAAUGUAUUGUCAAACUUCCCAGUUUUGUCAGGAUCGUCUUCCUUCACUUUGUAGCUGACAGAUUCCCUUUGUAGCUUUACACGGCAAUAUCAGAUUUAUUAUUACUUUCAUACCUUCAGCGUUAAAUUGGGACAGAUUUUUGAAUUCAAAUCUAAUUUUUUUCAUGAAGAUUUAAUCACUGUAAAUCUAUAAAGAAUAUUUGUAGCUCAGGGUUGAAAUGAGGGGUCCUUGGUAUUCCUGGACUCAGUUAUUUUCUUGCAAACAUUUCAUUAUCAGUGCUUGGAAUAGAUAGCACUGAUAUUACUUACUUUGGGUAAUGAAACGUCUUCAAGAAAACCACCUCAUUGUAAAUCUCAUGCCUAUGACAUUUUGGAGAAAAUAUAUUCUUAACUGAGGAGCGCAUGAAACACUUUUUCACAGCAAGCUGUGCCUCAUAUUUCUCAGUAAAAAUAUAAGCAUUGUACUGAGCUAGCUUGUGAGUGUUUUGAGUUCUGUUUCUGGCAACAGUGCAUGCCUUUUUUUUCAAAAUGCCCAAGCAAAUGAGAAGAAUUAUUGGUAAGAUUCAAUCACACCAAGAGCAACUGACUGAAGUUUUCUAUGCUUUUAACUUUCAUGUUCCUAAAGUAAAAGGUGGAAUUGAAGAGUACUUAAGAGCUAUAAAACAUUAUUUUUAGUAAAAUACCUAAGAUCCAUUUGGAAUUAUUAUAAUAUUUUUCAUUUUGUUCAUGUCUGCCUUUAUUAUCCUACAUUCCAAACAGGAGACUAUUAAACAAAUUUUAAAUCAGAAGUUAGAAUUAUUUUUUUUAAAAAAUGCAUUGCUUGUAGUUUAAAAACUCACUUUAUGUACUUACAAUAAUUAAUCCUGUUUGAGAAAUCCAACAGCGACACCCAGAGGCUAAGAAUAUUUGUCUCAGCACACAAAUUCUUGAUAUUCUUUUUUUUAAAAAAUGAAUUCAGACUAGUCUUGAAUCUUUAUGAACUUUAAAUGUGCAUUAAGUUUCCACACUAUUUCAUUCCAUCUAGAAUGUUCAUGCCCCUUUGUGAAGUUUUAUUCUGAACAUCGAUAAGCCACACCAGUUCAGCACAAGAGGCUGAAUUUUUAUAAAUCGGGGCCUUUCCUGCCUCUUUGCUAGCUUAAGUGGCUUAACACUGGGCAAGACAAAGACUUAUUAGUUACAUUUUUCUACUUGUGAGUACUGUAAUCAAGUAAAAACCAACAACUUACUUUAUUACAAAUUUUACCAUUUUAUAAAACACAUGUUUAAUUAUAGAGAUAGCUGUAUUGUAAUUAAUAUUUUGAAACAAUUGUGAUUUUGAGCUUAAAUUAUAUACAGAACUGUCAUUUUUGUAUGUGUUAAAAAGAUUGCUAUAUGACAAAAUACUUUUCAGUUUAAUUACAGUAUCAUUGUAAAUAAGGCUGAAUGAAGAAUCAUUUACUACUUUAUGAACAUAGAUUGUGAAUGUAAUUCAAUGUUUUGCAGUAUACAGAUUUACUGAACUUGAAAGCUGCUUCAUUUUAUGUGAAAAAGUACUUUAAAGCUAUAUUUUAAAUGAAUUGAUUCAGUGAAAUCAAUUAUCUUUAAUUUGCACAUACAGAUAGUAUCUUUCCCAUUUUACUUUGCGUAUUGACACUAACUAGUAAGGUGUAUAUUGUGUCUAGAAUGCAUUUUGCAGAUGCUUUCUGUACAUAAAAAGAAUACAGGGACUCAAACAAUGCUGUGCAGCGUAUAGCAGAGCCAUUUUCGGCUUUGAUGUACUCAAAUUUUUUCAGUAUUUAAAAAAAGUGUUUUGAAUAAUAUAUUAAAAAGUCUAUUGUAUAAAUAAAGUCACCUUAUUGUAAACA
Pantherophis guttatus is the source of this 10652-nucleotide messenger RNA. The record is from RefSeq and is a predicted model, not a curated record. NCBI's taxonomy places the organism in Eukaryota, Metazoa, Chordata, Lepidosauria, Squamata, Colubridae.